This is a messenger RNA of Pseudoliparis swirei, 3254 nucleotides long. RefSeq names its product orthodenticle homeobox 2b (gene otx2b). Gene Ontology annotation, cellular component: nucleus. The coding region runs from base 366 to 1235 and encodes 289 amino acids. The transcript is spliced from 4 exons. Gene Ontology annotation, molecular function: DNA-binding transcription factor activity, RNA polymerase II-specific; RNA polymerase II cis-regulatory region sequence-specific DNA binding. NCBI's taxonomy places the organism in Eukaryota, Metazoa, Chordata, Actinopteri, Perciformes, Liparidae. Gene Ontology annotation, biological process: regulation of transcription by RNA polymerase II; multicellular organism development. The record is from RefSeq and is a predicted model, not a curated record.
UCCAUCACUCCGCCGCUGUCGCACCGCUUCGAGACCGGAUGCAGGGGCUCAACCUAUAACUUUUAUGCGUUUUUAUUUGCGCUGCUGCUCUGCCGCUGAAGAAGACCGCUGAAGAAGACCACUGAAGAAGACCACUGCUCUGCGCAUUGGGUGUUGUUUUAGCGCCAGGACGCUGCUCAUCACCACCGAGUUGUAUUUUUUUUCUCCAGGAGGAAACCAAGUAGACAAAGAACUUUACAGUCGUCGAUACCAGGGUGCCCGGUGCAGGAGGACCACACGGUGAGCAGAGGACACCAAGUACAUAUCGGGAGCUCCAUCAAUUUUUCACAAUUUUUUCCAACUUCAGCCCUCAGACAAACAUUAGCAUGAUGUCGUAUCUAAAGCAACCACCUUACACAGUCAAUGGCCUCAGCUUAACUACUUCUGGAAUGGACCUUUUGCAUCCAUCAGUAGGCUAUCCAGCAACACCACGGAAGCAGAGGCGAGAGAGGACUACUUUUACGCGCGCACAGCUCGACAUAUUGGAGGCGUUAUUCGGCAAAACUCGGUACCCGGACAUAUUCAUGCGCGAAGAGGUGGCGUUGAAAAUUAAUCUACCCGAGUCCCGAGUACAGGUGUGGUUUAAGAACCGGCGGGCGAAGUGUCGCCAGCAGCAGCAGCAGCAGAACGGGGGUCAGAACAAGGUGCGACCUGCCAAGAAGAAAAGUUCCCCAACCAGAGAAGUGAGCUCCGAGAGCGGGGCCAGCGGCCAGUUCACGCCCCCCGCAAGCACCACCACCGCCCCCGCCAUCGCCACCAGCACCGCCCCAGUGUCCAUCUGGAGCCCGGCGUCCAUCUCUCCGCUCUCAGACCCCCUGUCUACCUCCUCCUCCUGCAUGCAGAGGUCUUAUCCCAUGACCUACACCCAGGCCUCGGGCUACAGCCAGAGCUACGCCGGCUCGACGUCCUACUUCGGCGGCAUGGACUGCGGCUCUUACCUCACUCCCAUGCACCACCAGUUGUCAGGCCCUGGCUCAACACUUAGUCCGAUGGGCACAAACGCGGUCACGGGCCAUCUGAACCAGUCCCCGGCGUCCCUCUCCACCCAGGGCUACGGGACGUCCGGCCUGGGCUUCAACUCCACAGCAGACUGCUUGGAUUAUAAGGACCAAGCGGCGUCGUGGAAACUGAACUUCAACGCCGAUUGCUUGGAUUAUAAGGAUCAAACAUCCUCGUGGAAAUUCCAGGUCCUGUGAACAGAGCAGGCAGCUGUAAAAAAAAAAAGGUGCACAAACACGAUCACAUCAGACACGGCGCUGCCACCCCUCAAUAAAACAGUCAGCCGGGCUCGGCGAGGCAGGGCUCUCAGGGGCCUCGGCUUUUUGGCAUGAUGGUGUUUGGUCCUCUUAGAGGAGAGGUUUAAUUUAUUUUAGCACUGGCUAAGAGAUUUCUUCCGUUCGUUCACAGGUUGUAGCCCCUCAUCCAUGUCUGUCCGUGUGUGCCUCGUAUACGCGUAAAAACACCUGUUGAGGGCGACACAGAAUGGACUAAAAGAAAAGUACACCGCAGCCACGGAACAAAUGUUUAUCCAAGAACAAAACUUCACGUCCAUUCUCCUCGUGAAGUGCUCGGGCUGGACAGACCUCUCCUCCAAGCCUCUUACGCAACUUUGCCGACCUGCUGGCAGAGACACGUGAGGACGGCGUGUGGACAUGGAUGCACUACUUUAUUUAAGAAGAAAAAAAGUGUUUAUAAGGAAUCAAUAUGUAGUUUCUAAGAGACAAUCAGUGUGUGUCUUAUAUAAAUGGUACAUUUGUGUUUUUAUUUUAUAUUUUAUCUGUGCUAGCCUUCGAAACUGUGAUCUGUUGUAUUGUAUAUGCAAUGUGUGAGCCCCCCCCCCCCCCCUCGCAUCAGACUCUCUGCUGUGAUUUUAAUAGAUUUCUAACUCUUUUUUUUUAACAACAAAAGAUGCUAAUGGUUAAAUCACCAGCAUCACAAAGAGAGACGAGACUUUUCCAACCGAAUGGGUAUGAUCCCGAGUUAGCGCAACUGGGAAUGGCGCUCGGCUGCAGCGCCACUUGCUCCCCUCCAUUGAUCUCGACACACGGUGACGGUGGAUCCUUUAUGGCUCCAAAGAUGGUGUGACCUCACCGCUGAAAAGACAUGAAUAAAGGUCCUGUGAGCUUACUCUUUCAUCAACAAACGAUCUGUGUGUGCGUGUGCGCGCGCGCGUGUGUUUUUGUGGGCGGGUGUGGUGGGGCGAGGAAUGGAGAAUGAACAAAGUGACAGUGUCCAAAACAAUGCGUGGUGUAUUUGAGCUGCAGGAAUAUAUAUUAUAUAUCCUCCAAUUAUAAAUCAAUAGUGGGAAGAAAAAAAACAUAAAGACAAAUUUGACCUUUUAUCAACCGAAAAAGCAACAUAAUCUCAAUUCACGAGAAGGAAAAUAUGCCUUACUAACAUAACUUCACAAAUGUGUGACUUAAUGAAAACCUAUAGGUCUAACAGGUGGAGGACGGAGGUUCACAUAAUUAGACCAAUAACGACCCUCUCUAUUCUCAAUGGCGGCCACACGCAUGCGCCGUUAUUGCUCAAACGUGAUCAAAACGCAUAGAUUAACACAUUGGGGUUUAGAUUACAUGCAUCGAUUGUAAUGCAUGUAAUAAAAUAAUAUGGGACGAUGCAUACAAACAUGUGUUAACGGUCUGUUUAAAAAAAAAAGUCGAAUUAGCCAAAAAUGAAAAAUAAAUGAUGGGGUCGUAGUUUAUCCGGUGCUCAGGUGGCAGUAUUAAAGUCCCCCCCCCCCCUCCUCUCUCUCUCUCUCUCUAGUUUCUGGUAGUUCAAUUCAGAACGUUUCAACAAAGCGAGUGCAGCUUGAGAAAGCAGUUUUUAAUUCCGGCCUCCAAGAGAUGUUAAUCCCACUAUUUGACCGGCGGGGGUUCUCUGAGGCGCAGGGGCAGCGAGGCCUCACUCAAAGCCCCCCGCGUGGGUUUACAUCCCGCGUCUCACAUGUGAAGACUCGUCUAACGAGCACACGUUGAUAUUUCAUUAGACCGUCGAGAAGCUGCACCGUUUGGCUCGACUCGCCUUUUGUGCGUCGGGAGAAGAAGAAACACCGCGAAGCUCCUCGGGGUUAACAAGGACAACACAUGGACAUCAUCUUUUUACUGAGGUGUAAAUAUGAUUGUAAAUAUGACAUUUACAGAAAUGAUCCCUGCUGGGUGAUGGAUCUGCAGAAACUCGGCACUAAAACCAAUAAAAGUUACUUUCUUGCUCUA